UUGACUCUCACCAUUCACAAUGGCGGACAAGAUCACUCGUAUCGCCAUCGUCGACUCGAAUCGAUGCAAGCCCAAGCGAUGCGCUCAGGAAUGCAAAAAGUCUUGCCCAGUCGUCAAAAUGGGCAAACUUUGUAUCGAAGUCAAGCCCAGUGACAAGAUUGCCUUCAUCUCCGAGUUCCUGUGUAUUGGUUGCGGUAUUUGCGUCAAAAAAUGCCCAUUCGAGGCUAUUGCUAUCAUCAACUUGCCCACCAACUUGGAGUCCCAAGUCACCCACCGAUAUACCGCAAACGCCUUCAAACUCCAUCGAUUGCCCACUCCCCGUCCUGGCCAGGUCCUUGGUUUGGUCGGUACUAACGGUAUCGGAAAAAGUACCGCCCUCAAGAUUUUGGCUGGAAAGUUGAAGCCUAACCUUGGUCGAUAUGAUGAUCCCCCCGACUGGCAAGAAAUUCUCAAGUACUUCAGGGGUUCCGAGCUUCAAAACUACUUCACCAAGGUUUUGGAGGACAACUUAAAGGCCCUGAUCAAACCCCAGUAUGUCGAUCACAUCCCCAAGGCCAUCAAGGGCGAGAUGACUGUCGAAAAGAUGCUCGACAACAAGCUUGAGAGGAAUAAUAAGCAAAAGAUGUGCGAUGACCUCGAAUUGAACCAUGUCUUGGACCGUCAGAUCCACCAGCUUUCUGGAGGAGAGUUGCAACGAUUUGCCAUCGCCAUGAGUUGCAUCCAAAACGCCGAUGUGUACAUGUUUGACGAGCCUUCUUCCUACCUCGAUAUUAAGCAGCGUCUCAAGGCGGCCGAAGUCAUCCGUGAACUCCUCACCCCCGACAACUACAUCAUCGCUGUCGAGCACGAUCUUUCCGUCCUCGACUACCUCUCCGAUUUCGUCUGCUGUCUCUACGGCAAACCCUCUAUGUACGGUGUCGUGACCAUGCCUUACUCGGUCCGUGAAGGUAUCAACAUCUUCCUUGACGGUUUCAUCCCCACCGAGAACUUGCGUUUCCGAGAGGACAGCUUGAGCUUCAAGAUGGUCGAAACCGCCGACGAGUUCAUUGUCGACAAGUCCCGUCACUACAGCUACCCGGCCAUGACCAAGACCCUCGGCUCGUUCAAACUUACCGUCGAAGCUGGUUCUUUCACCGAUUCGGAGAUCAUCGUCAUGUUGGGCGAGAACGGUACCGGCAAGACCACCUUCGUCCGACUUCUCGCUGGUGAUACCCCCGAUGUCGAAACCGACAAGCAGUCGUUGGCUGUUUCCCUCAAGCCCCAGACAAUCUCGCCCAAGUUCCCUGGAACCGUCCGCAUGCUGUUGCUCAAGCAGAUCAAGAACGCGUUCAUGCAUCCUCAGUUCCAGACUGAUGUUUUGAAGCCCAUGAACUUGGAUAACAUUAUGGACCAGGAAGUUAAGACGUUGUCCGGUGGUGAACUGCAACGAGUUGCCAUCGUCCUUGCCCUUGGCAAGCCUAACGUCUCCGUCUACCUUCUCGACGAACCGUCCAGUUUCUUGGACUCCGAACAGCGUAUCAUUGCAUCCAAGGUCAUCAAACGGUUCAUCCUCCACGCUAAAAAGACUGCAUUCGUUAUUGAGCACGAUUUCAUCAUGGCCACGUACCUUGCCGAUCGUGUUAUUGUGUUCGAGGGUCAGCCCGCUGUUGCUGCCACUGCUACCCCUCCACAGUCUCUUCUUACCGGCAUGAACCGCUUCCUUGCCUCGCUCGAGAUCACUUUCCGACGUGAUCCCACCAACUUCCGACCUCGAGUCAACAAGCUGGACUCGAUCAAGGAUCUCUGCUAA
Messenger RNA from Coprinopsis cinerea okayama7#130, 1789 nucleotides. RefSeq names its product RNAse L inhibitor-type ATP binding cassette protein. Gene Ontology annotation, biological process: translational initiation; ribosomal subunit export from nucleus; translational termination. The coding region runs from base 20 to 1789 and encodes 589 amino acids. The record is from RefSeq and is a predicted model, not a curated record. Lineage: Eukaryota; Fungi; Basidiomycota; Agaricomycetes; Agaricales; Psathyrellaceae. Gene Ontology annotation, molecular function: ATP binding; ATP hydrolysis activity; ribosomal small subunit binding. The transcript is spliced from 10 exons.